Messenger RNA from Cyclopterus lumpus (lumpfish), 1510 nucleotides. It is a transcript of the gene dnajb1b, whose product is annotated as DnaJ heat shock protein family (Hsp40) member B1b. Bases 146 to 1210 code for a protein of 354 amino acids. NCBI's taxonomy places the organism in Eukaryota, Metazoa, Chordata, Actinopteri, Perciformes, Cyclopteridae. Gene Ontology annotation, molecular function: transcription corepressor activity; Hsp70 protein binding. Gene Ontology annotation, cellular component: cytosol. The record is from RefSeq and is a predicted model, not a curated record. The transcript is spliced from 3 exons.
UGUUCUGGCUGUUUAUGGAAAACUCUGGAAGUUUCCACGCGGUUUAUAAAGAAAAUACUCGAGUAGAUCGAGAGGACUGAGGACGUGCUGCCGGAGUUCACAGACAGCCUUCACGUUUACUGAACAAGCCACUAACUAACGUUAGAUGGUCAAAAUGGGGAAAGACUACUACGACAUUUUGGGAAUUAAGAAAGAAGCGUCCGAGGACGACAUUAAGAAAGCUUAUCGAAAACAGGCGCUGCGCUUUCAUCCCGACAAAAACAAGUCACCGGGAGCCGAGGACAAAUUCAAAGAAAUCGCUGAGGCUUACGACGUGUUGAGCGACGAAAAGAAAAAGGACAUUUACGAUCGUUUUGGAGAAGAAGGUCUGAAAGGCGGAGGAGGCCCCCCAGGUAAUGGUGGUUGUCCUGGUAACUUCAGCUACAGCUUCCAGGGCGACCCUCAUGUCAUUUUUUCAGAGUUCUUCGGUGGACAUAACCCCUUCGAACAGCUAUUUGGAGGCCGCAAUGGAGGCAUGGAUGAGGAGAUGGACCCCAACCCUUUUGCUAGCUUUGGGAUGGGGGGAGCGGGGAUGGGGGGAGCUGGAAUGGGGGGGUUCCCUCGCUCCUUCAGCUCUGGUAUGGGAGGAAUGGGCCCUCACAGUAGUGUUGUGAAGAAGCAUCAAGACCCCCCCGUGGUUCAUGAUCUCCAAGUGACCUUGGAGGAAGUUCUGUCUGGUUGCUUAAAGAAAAUGAAGAUCUCACGUAGAAGGGUGAACCCCGAUGGGCGAACAAUAAAGAUGGAGGAUAAGAUCCUGGAGGUGCAGAUAAAGAAAGGGUGGAAAGAGGGCACAAAGAUCACGUUUCCCAAAGAGGGGGACGAGACUCCCACAAACAUUCCAGCGGACGUGGUCUUUGUGUUGAAGGACAAGACGCAUCAGAAAUUCAAACGCGAUGGAUCGAACAUCGUUUACACUGCAACAAUUUCACUCAGAGAUGCCUUGUGUGGCUGUACAAUCAACGCACCCACACUGGACGGCAGAACGGUUACCGUGUCAACAACGGAUGUCGUGCAGCCAGGGAUGAAGAGGCGCAUCAAUGGCGAAGGGCUGCCUUAUCCAAAACGCCCUGAUCGUCGAGGCGACCUAUUAGUGGAGUAUGAGGUCAGGUUCCCAGAACGGCUCAGCCAGAGCGCCCGGGACACCAUCGCUCAGGUCCUCCCGCGAUCCUAAACGAGACCAACGGACAUCCAGGACUGAAGAAUUGACACUAAGCUGCCAACUUCUUCAGUCAUUGCAUUGCCAUUCAUGUGGCCUUAUGAAUCAAAAAUAGAGACUAGACUUGUGAGAUAGAUGAAUGUAAACUGUUAGUGUAAAAAACACCUUGGAAAAACACUUUUUGAGAAUGACUAACAUUUCAUAGGGUAAAAUGUAAAUAUGACCAAUGGCGAUUGGUGUUCUGAAUAAGAUUAUAUUUUGAUGGAAAUAAGUACAAAUCGUACUGUAUUAUAUUGUAAAAAAUGUAUGUGCAUA